UCCAGUGAGAUUGCAUGUGUGUUUGUGUGCAGUUCUUCUGUGUUUUUUUUUUGGACAAACAGGCUCUUUUAGUGCGAGAAGAGUCGUUUAUUCAGUUUGAAAUUUCAAGUCAAUGAAGUCUGUGGUAAACUUCAAGUUCGCGCUGUUACCGCGACUAAAGUUGUCUGGAAAAGAUCCAUCUCAACGGUCCGGUGACUAAAGCCCUCGAAAUUGUUACGAAAUAUUAAAGUAACAAAUUGAGUUGAAAGCUUAAGAAAAAACAAAAAAAGCUAAAAAAAAAAAAAACAAAAACAACCAACCCAUGUACACAAGUCUACACUUAAAUACACUACACCACAAAAAUAAACACACACUAUUUAGUUUAAAUAAAUAAUUAACAUGUAAACAAAACGCUAAUAAAUUUAAAAAACCAAUAUAAAACGUAUAUAAAUUAUAAAUAAUUUAAUAACAAUAAUUAAUUAGUGGUAGGUUUAUUAGCAAAGUAGUUAUUAUAAUUUAAAUUAUUUGAAAAAAAAAAAUAAAACAACUACAAAUUGUGUGAUAUUUUAUUUAAAUAUUUUUUUGUUUGUAUAAUUUAACCUUAAAUUCCUUAAAAACGAAACAUAAAUUCUAAAUGUAAAUUAAUUAUUUUGUAUGUUGAUACUCCUUCUAAUUACUUAAAUAAAAAAAUUCUACCUUAAUUUAAACGCUCUACUUAUUUUUGUUAAUCUUAAUUUUUUUCUAAUUAAUUGGAAUCUUUAUAUUACUUUAAGUUAUAACUGUUUCUUUAGUUUAAUUAUUUUAAAAACAAGUUCAUUUUUUACCAAAUGUUUAUGUAUUAAAGCAUAAGUAAUAGAUUGAUUUUUGACAGCUGUCAUGUAAAUAAUAGUAUUGAACAAAACUAUAGUAAAGUUUUAUUAUUACAAUAUAUUUUUAUUAUUUUGUAUUUAUUUCUAUUUUGCAACUUAAAGUAUUAUUAUACAAAAAGAAAACGCAUUCCUAAUUAUACAUAAUUAUUUUUUUUUUAUAUAUUUUAAUUAAAUUAAUUGAAAGCAAGCAGCAACAAUGCAAAAUUUCAUAAAUUAUUUAAAUUGUAUUAAAUAAAUUUAAAACUAAAAAAUUCUUAUACAUAACACACAUUAUUGUAAAAAAUUAUAAAAAAUAAUUUCAAUUAACAAAACUAAUAACAAAUUAUAAUAAUAAUAAAAAAAACAAAAAAUUAAACAUGUCGCUCAACGGUAAAAAUGCAGAUGAUGCAGCAGCAGCCCAGCAGCAAUUAGAAAAUAAUAAUUAUUACAACAACAAUAAUGACCUUAAAGAUACCUCCUUUACACCUUCCUCCACAACGACGGUAUCGGGAGCAGCAUUGGCUACAGAGCAUACACCAACUCCGCCUCCUCCUACGUCAUCAAGAAGUUUGGCAGACCACAAAUCAGAUCAUAAUAAUACUUCUAGUUCUAGUUUUAUACACAUUCCACCUCCCCCUCGUUCAACUCAUACUGCAACAUCUGCAGCAACAGCGCCAAUUGCAAAUAGUGAGAGUAUGAGUACCACUAACAGCUUAAGUAGAAGAUCAUUAGAUGUUCACACAUUAGAUAUACAUGAACCACAACAACAACAACAAUUACACAGUAAUAAUGUUAAUAAUAUUAACAACAAACAACAACAUGAACAACAACAACAGCCAUCAACACCAACAUUAUCAACAAAUUCGAAAUUAAACUCUACAACACAUGAAUACACCAGUAACAAUGGUGUGCCCCAUGGACACUAUCGUAAUACAUUACCACCUCAAGAUGAUAAUUUUAAAUUAUUUACUAUAUAUGGAAAUGACACCGACAAUGACAAAUUGUCCGGUUUACCACAUUCUACAACCGGUUCAUUAAGCUCUAUCAUCACGACGUCCAUAGCAUCCUCAGAACCUGAUCCGGGAGCGGGCAGCGGUGGUGGCAAUGGAGGCGGCGGCGGUGGUCAUGAUCCCUCAAAUAGUGUAGAUGAAAAAAUGGCCUUAAAUCGACCGGGUAUUAAACAGGAAAAAUGGUCUUCGAUCUUAAUACAAGUGUCUAUACCAUUCUUUUUGGCUGGCAUAGGCACAAUAGGAGCUGGUAUUAUUUUAGGUAGAGUAGAGAAAUGGCGUGUAUUUAAGUCUGUUAGUGAAUUGUUCAUUUUGGUUCCCGCCCUGCUGGGUCUCAAGGGCAAUUUGGAUAUGUGUCUGGCCUCACGUCUCUCCACACAAGUGAAUUUGGGUAAUAUGACGGGAAAGAAAGAGGUAAUACGUAUGAUUGUGGGCAACAUAGCAUUGGUGCAAGUGCAGGCCACUGUGGCAUCAUUUCUGGUCGCUAUGUUUGCGGUAUCUGUAGGCGCUGCCAUGGAUGGUAAUUUCUAUUUUGAACAUGUUAUGUUAUUGACGGCGUCGGCAAUGUUUACGGCGACAUCGUCAUGUUUUGUGUUAGACUUUGUAUUAGUGGCUGUGAUAUUAUUAUCUCAAAAGUAUCGUUUGAAUCCUGAUAAUUUGGCAACCCCCUUAGCUGCCUCCAUAGGUGAUGUGGUUUCAAUUAGUUUGCUAUCGUUUAUUGCUUCGAUUUUAUUCGAUAACAUAAAAACUCAUUUAUGGAUAACUUAUGUUGUAGUGGCCUGUUAUCUGGUCUUGUUACCAAUGUGGGUAACAGUUGUAUUAAAAAAUAAAUAUACACGUCCUGUGCUCAAGAGUGGUUGGGUGCCAGUAUUAUCGGCCCUCUGUAUUAGUGGUUUGGGUGGUCUGGUGUUAGAUGCUGCCGUCGAAGUAUUUCAUGGUUUUGUGGUAUUCCAGCCCAUUAUCAAUGGUAUUGGUGGUAAUUUGGUAUCGGUACAGGCUAGUAAAAUAUCAACAAUGCUGCAUCAAAGUUCAAUUAUCGGCAUUAUACCACCACAUACGAAAAUAUUCGAAUGGCCCUGGAAAGCUUUGUUUAAAGGAGUGCCCUAUGCUAAAACUGCUCGCUUAUUGAUUGGCCUGUCAAUUCCUGGUAAUAUAUUGUUUAUAUUUGUAGCUGAUUAUAUACACAUGUCUCAAUCGACAAUAACCUGGGCAUUUGCUCUCUCAUAUUUGAUUGCCAGUUUGAUACAGUUAAUGCUUCUUUUGUAUAUCGCCCACAUAAUUGUACAUGCCAUGUGGAAAUGGAAAAUCGAUCCAGAUAAUUCAUCUAUACCUUAUCUUACAGCCCUGGGUGAUUUAUUGGGCUCUAGUCUUUUGGCCUUGGCCUUUAUAUUCCUGUUAUCGAUUAACAAGGAAUAUGGCGCUGGCUUGGAUACUUUAAAUGCUUCAAACUAAAAAAAGAUUGAUUCAUAUUUCUGUCUGUAUGUGCUGUGAUUUGAAAGUGAAAGAAGUAUAGAGAGAGAGUUGUCUUCUAAUUUGCCCCCACAAUGAUUUUGUCAUUCUUAAAUCUUUGUUAGGGCGAGAAGAUAAAUGCAUGUACUAUUUUAAUUGCCAUAAAUAAUAUUUUAACAAAAAACUAAUUACAAAAAAUACAAAAAAAAAAAAUACAAUAAACAGGGUUGUAAGUUAAAUAGUCAGUCAACGACUUCUAAUUACUACUGCUAUAUUUAACAUACAUACGUACUGCAGUUAGAGUUAGUUUAAACAAAAAAUUAGAGUAUAGAGUUGGACAUGUUAAGAUUUUAUAUGUGUUAUAUAAAAUGCUAACAACAAAACAAUAAUGAUUAAAAGUUGAAUGGUCGAGA
This is a messenger RNA of Lucilia sericata (common green bottle fly), 3696 nucleotides long. Its product is annotated as solute carrier family 41 member 2. Gene Ontology annotation, cellular component: plasma membrane. Bases 1205 to 3286 code for a protein of 693 amino acids. The record is from RefSeq and is a predicted model, not a curated record. The transcript has 9 exons. Lineage: Eukaryota; Metazoa; Arthropoda; Insecta; Diptera; Calliphoridae. Gene Ontology annotation, molecular function: monoatomic cation transmembrane transporter activity. Gene Ontology annotation, biological process: monoatomic cation transport.